Molecule: messenger RNA, 1125 nt
Organism: Cyanistes caeruleus (blue tit)
Lineage: Eukaryota; Metazoa; Chordata; Aves; Passeriformes; Paridae
Source: RefSeq, a predicted model, not a curated record
GCCCUGCAUUGCCCCUGCCCAGCCCAUGGGGGAACAUCUGGCCAAGGGCUGCAGUGGCUGCCUGCAGCCAGCCUGGGGGGCCCUUCCUGUCCUCCCCCUGCUUGGGCCACCGCGCUUGGCUUCUUCUGCCAUCCUCAGUGCUCAGCUUCUCCUCCCCAAACCUGCCUGCUCAGGCUUCGUGUCCCUGCGUCUCGCACCUUCCUCCCCUUCCUCCUCCUCCUCCUCCUCCUCCUCCUCCUGCCCAGAGCUCAGGGAGCUCUGCUCUUUGGGCAGCUGCCUUUGGAAUUGGAAUCACCAGGCCCGCCCUGAGGAGCAUCUCCGGCCUUCCUGCAGGGCCGGCAAGGAUGGCCGAGCUUUUGUUGCGGCGGGAGCUCCUGUCGCUUCUCUUGCCGAGGAGAUGCGGUGUGAAUGCGGGCUCUUUGCUCCUGUCUCUCCCUGUGCAGGAAGCAGCAGCCAUGCCGCAGGGAAUCGUGCGGAUGUGCCUGGUGCUGAUGGCCGUGGCGAGCGUCAGGCUGCCGCUGCAGCCCAAGGCCCAGCAGGAGAUGGAAAGCCUGCAGAGGAUGAAGGAACGCGAGGCUCGGCUGCGGCUGCACCGGCUGCUCUUGGAGAAGGAAAUAGCAGCGCUGGAAGCUCUGGAAGCCCCGCAGGAGGCUCCGGCCCCAGCGGCAGAGCAGCAGCCGGAGGAGCAGCAGCGGAGCACGGCAGCCUUGCUGGCCUUGGCCGGGCCUGUGCUGCUCGUGCUGGGCCGGCAGCGCCUGCGGGGAGCCGCAGCACAGCUCCCGGGCCAAGGACACGCUGGCCCGGGGCUCCUGGGCACAGCCUGCAAGGGAAUGGCCCUCCUGAGAGAGCUGCUGCUGCUGCUCAGGGCCAUGGCCAUCUCCAUGGGCAGAGCCCUGCCGGAGCUGCGGGGAGCUGCGGCCGCCCUGCUCCCACUGCCCAUCCUCGCUGACACCAAACAACACUUGGGGCUGCACUAGGGGAAGCCAUUCCCUGCUGCAUUCAUUGCUGGGAAUGCUUCCUGGGACUUGUUCUAUUAGCCGUGUUCAUUGCUAGGAAUAGUCUCUCGAUAGUUUAAAUAGCCUCUGUAAUGCUUAUAUUCUUAGUAUUAUUAUAUUAUAUUAUAUU